AUGGAAGAGUUCCGGCCGAGUUUCCGAUGUUCCGAUGACCGGAGAUUGGAGAUCAUUAGCGGAAAGGGGUUCAACAUCAACCAGGUAAAUCGGGCUCGGUCACCGGAUCUGGCUGGGGUAACGAGCAAGGGGACGUGGCCGAGUCAGGUGGCAGCAGCGCCAUCGUGGAAUAAGCCAUGGGGAUUCAAUGAUCCAGAGAUGAAGAGACGAAAAAGAAUAGCUAAGUACAAAGUUUACACUAUUGAAGGAAAGGUCAAAACUUCAAUUAGAAAUGGACUAAGAUGGUUCAAAAAUAAAUGCUCUGAAAUCAUCCAUGGAUAUUGA
This is a messenger RNA of Solanum lycopersicum (tomato), 324 nucleotides long. RefSeq lists its product as uncharacterized. The record is from RefSeq and is a predicted model, not a curated record. NCBI's taxonomy places the organism in Eukaryota, Viridiplantae, Streptophyta, Magnoliopsida, Solanales, Solanaceae.